AUGUCUGAUCAGUUCACAUCUGUCCAAUGGGAUCGCGAUGACGGUCCCUCGGAGACUCCACCGGAGCCUCAAUUACCGGCUUUGGACGAGCGGUCGUCCGAUUCCGAGAGCGCAAGCGAGCCAAUUGACGAUCAGGACAAGGCUGAGGAGGCAGAUGAAAGUGGGUCUGGACUACUUGUGGGCACCGAACUGGAACCCGAACAUACGCCCGAGCUUCAACACGAUGAGUUUAUUGUGUCGGAUCAGACUCCCGCAGAAGAACCCCAACCUUCACCUGAAUACUACAUUGAAACAGAGGUUUCGAGCCCCAUUACAGAAUAUGAUGGUCAAAACCCAUACACGUCGUAUUUGAUCAAAAUCCGCACGAAUGGUCCCACAUUCAAGCAGAAGGACUAUCAAUUGCGACGCAGAUACUCUGAUUUCAACUUUUUGUACGAUUGUCUGUCCAAUGAUUUUCCAACCCUGAUUAUCCCUCCUCUGCCAAAUAAGGAGCGUUUGGAGUACAUCAAAGGAGGCAGAUUCACAGACGAGUUUACAAAAAAACGUGCUGUUUCGCUCAGCAUCUUUCUGGCGCGUAUUUGCAAGCACCCUACGUUGCGCAAGUCGCAAAUCUUCCAUAUCUUUUUGGAGGACUCCGAUUCGUGGCAUACUUAUCGUUCGAACUUGAAGAUUUCCUCGGGAUCGAUCGAUCCAAACAACACAGCAUCACAGAACAUCGAGACAGUCACAGAUUACAUCAUGAACAGUUUCAAGAAACCAAGCUACGACUCAAAGUACAAGCGAGAGUUCCAGGAGAUCCAGGAAAAGUCCAGCAAAUUGCAGGAGAAUCUAGUUAAUAUCGAUCACAUCUACUCCAAAGUGUUGACGCGGCAGCAGGACAUUUCGACCGACUUUGCACGGUUUUCUCAGGAGUUUUCAAAACUGAACGUGCUGUUCAGCAACGACUUUGACGGAAAGAACCGUGAGGAUUCUGGCGACCGGUCUGGAAAGGACAUUUCUGACCAGUUUUCUAAAUUUGGAGCCAAUUUGCAAAAGAUUUCAGACAGAUCGUUUUACCUGAACCACGAGAUCGAAUACGACUACCUCACUUCGCUGAGAGACCUCGAAAACUACAUCACACAGCUCAAAAACUUGGUGAAGCUCAAGGAAGCCAAGGCAUUGGACUACGAGAUGUUGUCCAACUAUCUUGAAAAGGCCAAGCAGGAGAAGGAUCGUCUGGUCAAAGGUGGGUCUGUCACGUCCUCGACCGAGGGUACUAUCAUCUUCCUUACACGGAAAUUUGAGUCUAUGACGGGGAUGGGGUCUCAUCAGCACGGAAACCUCACCAACGAGCGCAUCCAGAAGCUUGAUUCUAGGAUUGAAGUUCUGGAAAAGGAGAAGAAAAACGCUUUCGAGGUGUUUGAGAAGUUUGAAAAGGAUAUUCUCGAUGAGUUCCAACUGUUUGAAGCUACCAAGACCGACGAGAUUAACGAGUCUCUCAAAUCGUUAACGGAUUCUUAUUUACAAUAUUACACAGAUCUGCUCAACGAUUGGCAGACUCUGAAGCUUGUGGAGACGGGCGACAAGCCGAUCCCUACCCUGAAGAACAAGCUCAGUGAGAAUGACGAGCUCUUUUCGAGCGAUGACGUGUUGAAGAAUAACGAGGUGCUGGAGCAAAACCUGCAAAAGAUACACGAGACCACUAGCGCGUCUUGA
Ogataea philodendri is the source of this 1695-nucleotide messenger RNA. RefSeq lists its product as uncharacterized. Gene Ontology annotation, molecular function: phosphatidylinositol binding. Gene Ontology annotation, cellular component: phagophore assembly site. Gene Ontology annotation, biological process: cytoplasm to vacuole targeting by the Cvt pathway; autophagy. NCBI's taxonomy places the organism in Eukaryota, Fungi, Ascomycota, Pichiomycetes, Pichiales, Pichiaceae. The transcript has a single exon. The record is from RefSeq and is a predicted model, not a curated record. Bases 1 to 1695 code for a protein of 564 amino acids.